CUCCCUGCACAUCAUCCAUUCCCUCCCUCAUCGAUUAUGAACACACUCACCCUUUCAUUCCUCAUCCUUCUCCCUCUCUUAUUCCUUAACCCCAACAUAUCAUCAUCAGCUGAUCAAUCAUCUGAACAAAACAACAACAUCAUCCUCCUCAGUUGUGGUUUACCAACUCCAAACAGAUCGGAUGGCACUCGUACUUGGACCAGUGACAAUGGCACCAUUUAUUCUCCAUCCCUCAACUCCGACGGCACCUUCAACGCCAACUCUCAGCAAUCCGGCGUUCCUCAGGUCCCCUAUCUCACCGCAAGAAUUUUCACUUCCAACUUCACCUAUCGUUUCCCUCUAAAACCCGGCCGCAUAUUUCUCCGUCUCUACUUCUACCCUUCCGACUACUCCCACUUCUCCGCUUCCAACGCUCUCUUCUCCGUCACUGCUGGCACCACCACUCUCCUCAACAACUUCUCCGUAUCUCAAACUGCAGAUGCACUGACUUACUCUUAUCUAAUUCUUGAAUUUUCCCUCAACAUCACUUCUUCCCCACUCAACCUCACCUUCUCCCCCUCACCUUCUUCCAACAGAUCUUACUACGCAUUAAUCAACGGCAUCGAAAUCGUCUCUUCCGAUGGUCUCUUCACUUUCAACUCUUCCGGCAUCGUCAACGGAGCCUCUCCUCUCCUCGUCUCCGGUGGCUCCGUAAUGCCUUAUUUCUUCGAUCCUAGCUGGGCCUUACAAACUGUUUACCGACUAAACGUCGGUGGCAACGACAUCUCCCCCGAGCAAGACUCCGGCACUUUAUAUCGUUCAUGGAAGAAAGACGAUAUGUACAUAGAAGGCGCCGGCUACGGUGUCACCUUCACUGCCGACUACAACGUCUCCAUCAACUACUCUAAAUCUCUUCCAGAGUACAUCGCUCCGAAGACGGUUUACUCUGAUGCUCGGUCUAUGGGACCAAAUCCAGCUAUUAAUCUCCAGAGCAAUCUUUCUUGGAUCCUCCCGGUGGACAACGGGUUUUAUUAUCUUGUUCGAUUCCAUUUCUGCGAGAUACAAAAUGAAUUCACAGUGACUAAUCAAAGAUCUUUUUAUAUUUACAUCAAUAAUCAGACGGCACAAGCAGAGACGGAUGUCAUUGCUAUGAGCGGAGGACUUGGUAAUCCCAUAUAUCAAGAUUUUGUAACCGUGAUGCCCGGUAAGGGACGGAGUAAUCUUUGGAUUGAGCUCCAUCCUGAUACCACCACAAAGCCUGAGUACUAUGAUGCGAUACUCAACGGACUUGAGGUGUUCAAAUUGGAAGAUGGUAAUGACAAUCUUGCAGGACCAAAUCCUGAUCCUGCUUCAAAAUCCGAUGGUGAUGGUAGCAGAGUUUUCCCUGCUAAACUCUCUUCUCAUAAUGAUAGUCAUAAAGUUCCGGUGAUUGCCGGAGGUGUUGUUGGUGGUGCUGCUGUAAUAGUUAGUAUCUUACUCUUCAUAUUCCGACGCCGUCUUAAGAAAAAGACAGUGGCCGGAGCAGGGCAUGAUAAAGAGCCGCCUUCUUGGUCUCCGCUUGCUGUUUUUGACACCUCUCAUUCCAAGACCUCAGGUGAAACAGCUACCACAGGCAGCACUCCUAAGUCAUUCCCCUCAAACCUUUGCCGCCAUUUUACUUUCACGGAGAUCCUCGUCGCCACUGAUGGCUUCUCUGAAGACUUACUUAUCGGUGUUGGUGGCUUCGGCAAGGUGUUCAAAGGAGAAUUACCAGGAGUAGGAGGACGGACAACAAUGGUGGCAAUCAAGAGGGGAAACCCAAUGGCUGAACAAGGUGUUCAUGAGUUCCAAACUGAGAUUGAGAUGCUCUCAAAGCUAAGACACCGUCAUCUUGUGUCUCUCAUCGGCUACUGUGAUGACAACAAUGAAAUGAUUCUGGUUUAUGAUUUCAUGUCUCAUGGCACUCUACGUGAACACCUUUACAAGAGCUCUAGACCUCCAUUGCCUUGGAAAGUGCGCUUGGAGAUAUGCAUCGGUGCGGCACGAGGUCUACAUUAUCUGCACACCGGCGCCAAGAACACCAUUAUCCAUAGAGAUGUAAAGACGACAAACAUUCUCCUCGACGAUAAAUGGAUCGCAAAAGUAUCAGACUUCGGUCUCUCGAAAGCCGACUUAAGUCUAGAUAACACUCAUGUAAGCACGGUUGUGAAGGGAACAAUGGGAUACUUAGACCCGGAGUAUUACCGCCGACAACAGUUAACGGAGAAGUCGGACGUUUAUUCUUUCGGUGUUGUGUUGUUGGAAGUUCUUUGUGCUCGACCGCCGAUCAUGACAUCUUUGCCGAGAGAGCAAGUGAGCUUAGCUGAAUGGGUUAUGCAAUGCAAGGAGAAAGGGAUGCUUGAGAGCAUCAUUGAUCCGUAUCUUGAUGGGAGGAUUGCAAGGCAGUGUUUGAAGACGUAUGCAGAGACUGCUGGGAAGUGUUUGAGUGAUAAAGGGAGUGAGAGGCCUUCAAUGGGGGAUGUUCUUUGGAAUCUUGAGUUUGCAUUGCAGUUGCAGGAGAGUGCAGAGGAUAGUAGUGGGUUAAUUGGGAAGGGCUCUAGCAAAGGAAAUGGUGGUGAUGGUGGUAGUGGUGGUGGUGGUUUGGAUUCAAGGAGUGGAGAGGAGAUGAGCAUCACUACAAGUUCAAGCAAUGUUAUCAGUGGAACAACUAGUAGUAGUGAGCAGAGUUUUGGUAGUCAGGGGUCUAGUGGGUUAACUCCUACUGGUGUUUUUUCCAUGCUUGCCAAUCCUAAGGGCAGGUAAGAACAAGUGGUUUUAGCCUUUUUAAGGUUUGUGUUUUGUUUCUGUGGUAAAAUGGGGAAGUGAUUUCCUAGAGUAAUUUUUAUUUUUCUGUCAUAUACAUUAUAUAUAUAUAUUAUUUGGUCUUUAUUGUUAAUAGAUGUAAUUUAUCCAUACAUAGUUAUGUAUGUUUUGUUUUUGUGGGGAUCAUCUAUCAAUUGUAACAAUAAAUAAUUAGUGGUAUCAUCCUAUUUUUC
Dioscorea cayenensis subsp. rotundata (Guinea yam) is the source of this 2993-nucleotide messenger RNA. RefSeq names its product receptor-like protein kinase FERONIA. Gene Ontology annotation, molecular function: protein kinase activity; ATP binding. Lineage: Eukaryota; Viridiplantae; Streptophyta; Magnoliopsida; Dioscoreales; Dioscoreaceae. The coding region runs from base 37 to 2760 and encodes 907 amino acids. The record is from RefSeq and is a predicted model, not a curated record. The transcript has a single exon. Gene Ontology annotation, biological process: protein phosphorylation.